Messenger RNA from Hylaeus volcanicus, 2088 nucleotides. RefSeq lists its product as uncharacterized. NCBI's taxonomy places the organism in Eukaryota, Metazoa, Arthropoda, Insecta, Hymenoptera, Colletidae. Gene Ontology annotation, molecular function: protein binding. The transcript has 6 exons. The coding region runs from base 491 to 1471 and encodes 326 amino acids. The record is from RefSeq and is a predicted model, not a curated record.
UUAUUCUUGUAACACACAUUAGUCAAAGGCAAUGAUUAAGCGUAUAAUAAUGUUAAUUAUGCAACAACACACUAUUGUAUGCAACUGUUGUAUUUACAUAAAUGCUGCACGAUGAUUGGACGUGAUCGUCACUGUAUAGUGUUCGUGUGGCUUUUAUUAUUGUAAACAAAAUAAAGCAUCGUUAAUUAUAACUGUUCAUUAAUUUUUUAUCUGUUCUAAAUUUUAGUACUUAACACACUCUGUGUUAUUAAAUUAACGAAUAACGUUGGUUAGUUGAUUUGCGUUUCAAAACACGGAUCUAGGAAGCUCGAAUCGUUCGACCUUGAUCGUGAUCGCAUGACAUAAUCCUAAUUUGUGGUAACAAGUAGCGGUUUCGUAUCUUCCUGUGUUGGUUUGGUUAUGUUAUGUUAAGCCCAGAAAUAUCCGAUCCGAUUUGCUGAUAUAACCGACAAGUGCUAGAUCACGUAAAUAAACUAGUCUCAAUUUUCUCAUGGGCUUUAUCGACGAUGAAUUGCAAGAAGUAUCAAAACUCUGUAAAAAUGUCGUCGACGGUAGCCGUCUCGUUUCCUGUGUGCGCACAAUGGUGCGAGUGGAAAUAACGAAAACAACGUUCAAAACGAUUGUUGCGUGCAUUCAGUUUCCAGAGGACUAUCCACGUACGCCACUGUUAAUAGAAUUGAAAAGUAAAACUCUGUCCGCAAAGUUAUUGGAUGGCCUAACAGAAGUUUGCGAGAAGGAAUGCAAGAAACUCUUAGGCAAGGCACAGAUUCUUCCAAUAUUAAAAUUAAUCCGUAACUUCAUUGAUGAGAAUCCUUUGAUAUGCUGUUAUGAUGAAAUUUCUGCCUUAAAGAAGAUUCUAGAAAAUGACGACGAAUUGAAAUUGAAACAGAAAUAUUCUAGUAUCGGCCUAAAGAUUCAGCAGGGAUUGUAUUACUUCAAAGCCAAAAUUGAAGUACCAGAUGACUACCCAAAUGCUUGCGUAAAAUUAGAAGAUGCAGACUCCAAUUUCCCUCCAUUAUUUACACGCUACUUUUUGGGACAAGGAAGAGAGUUCGCUAGACAGUGCGUAGAGGCACCAUUGAAAAAGCAAUUACAGAAAACCCCUUUCACGCCAUCGCCGUCCUUAAAUACAGUUACUUCCUUUCUUAUAAGAGCUGUAAAGACUUUACCACAAGAACAUUGUCAGUUAUGCAGAGAAUUAUGUCUACCAGAGAAUCCAGAAAAAGCAGAGAACAACGAAAAUGCAGAUAUGCACGUAGAAAGACUUUAUUGUGGGCAUUUAUUUCAUUUGCAAUGUCUUGUGACAUUCAUGAAGACUCCUCCAUUCCAUGGGGGUAAAAAGUGUCCUACAUGUGGAAAACGUAUCUACCAUGACAAGUGGGGACUAAGUGACAAACUUGCAGAGGAUCGCUGGGCACACCAUCAAGCACGAGCGAGAGAGUUAGCAGAAGUAGCUGAUUUCUUCAAUUGAAAUGUAUACUUCAUUCGAGUUGUAUAUUGAAAACCUGCAAUGUUCUUGCGGUAAAUGUAACAACAAGUCUCAGCUAACGUAUUGCCACGAAAAGAUAAACGAGGUGAUAUUACAAUAUUAAACUUUUAAGAAAUUAUUUGUAAUUAAACGUGUUGUAAGUAAUAUUCAAGAAUGAAUAUUUAUAGGUCAGUUAAAGAGAAGGUAUUUUUAAUACCGUAAAGUAUACUAUAAUACACUGAAGUUUAUAUUUAUAUUGCACUUUAUAACAGAUCGCUUGACAUGGUGCUAAUAAUAUCAAGCAGUUGCUAAUUGUCAGUCAUUUCAUUUAUAUUAUAUCAUAAAAGUUCGCAAUAUAUCGAUUUAUCCAACUUGACAAAUUUAUUAACCAAAUAAGUUUUCCAAGUGUCGUGCAAUUAAUGAUAAUACAAAAGAAACAUAGAUUAUGUGGUAAGUUUUGUAUCUUGUAUCUGAAUUUGUAUCUGAAACUACUUUUACAAUUGAUUUUGUAUUAUGCCAAUGGCAAAUGUGAAAUAGAAAUCUGUGUUCCAUUAAAGUGUUUAGGAAAAUUAAUCAAGAUGUUCGUAAUUAACGUAUAUUGAAAAACUUUACCGUUUGUU